AUGUCGUCAUCCGGCUUUGCAAAGGAGAGCCUGAACGCUGCUGCUAUAAGCGUGGAGACCCAAGACUCCUCCGUUCUUAAUGGCAUUUGCUCUGACGGGUCUGGCCAACACGACGUUGCAACCCUAGCGCUAACUCUGACCAACGGCAACGUUGUUACAGAGAUAUCUUCGCCGCGUAUUGUAUCCUCCAAGCAAGAAUCCUCCAGGCAAGAAUCCUCCAAGCAAGAGUCUCUGGAGAACGAGCCCGACGCCGCCGAUGGAAGCAACGAGGAACCGGACCUCAUCGGGGUUUCAGAACCCAUUGCUGUUAGUACGCUUGAAUGUUCCGGUCUAGCAACGCCGCCUAUGGAUGUUACCCUGGGCGAACAAGACAAAAGGGGGCCUGAGUUGGAGGAUGGAAACUGUCCUAGUAGGACUCUUCCGUUGCUCGUGGAUAAAACCACGAAGACCGAUUUCGAGGCGUUUUUCAGGAUCCAGCCAUCAGAACUAGGCGGCUUGGGAGCAUUCGCAGUACGAGAGCUGAAGAAAGGCGAGACCAUCUUGGUUGAGAGGCCGUUGUUGCGGACGACGCAUUUCCGGCUCAUGGUGGAUUAUCACAAUCUCUCCGAGGCGGCGAAGAAGACAUACCUAGGACUCCACGGCGGGGGAGGGGAUCCCUUCAACCGGGUCGAGCGCAUCAAGAAUCUGAAUUCUUUUGUCGUCCCGGGUGGGAUUGCGAUAUUCGAAAUUGCCUCCCGCUUUAACCACGCUUGCAGGUUAGCUAGGAAUGUCGAUUACAAGUUCGACGAUGAGCAGGGUGUCCUCUCCCUAACCAUUUCUCAAGAUGUGGUCCCGGCGGGUAGCGAGCUCUUCAUUAAUUACGGCGGAUCGCCCCUCGACUUAUAUUGGACUUACGGCUUCCGAUGCAGGUGCGGCGGCUGUACACCACUGACUGAUGAAGAUAUCAGGCGGCUGAAGGAGCAGGAGUAUGGCAUCUUCAAGUGGUAG
Chaetomium strumarium is the source of this 987-nucleotide messenger RNA. RefSeq lists its product as uncharacterized. The record is from RefSeq and is a predicted model, not a curated record. The transcript is spliced from 2 exons. Bases 1 to 987 code for a protein of 328 amino acids. Gene Ontology annotation, molecular function: protein binding. Lineage: Eukaryota; Fungi; Ascomycota; Sordariomycetes; Sordariales; Chaetomiaceae.